Messenger RNA from Galleria mellonella (greater wax moth), 4562 nucleotides. It is a transcript of the gene Fur2, whose product is annotated as furin-like protease 2. The transcript is spliced from 15 exons. Gene Ontology annotation, biological process: protein processing. Gene Ontology annotation, cellular component: Golgi membrane; trans-Golgi network. Gene Ontology annotation, molecular function: serine-type endopeptidase activity. The record is from RefSeq and is a predicted model, not a curated record. Bases 449 to 4366 code for a protein of 1305 amino acids. NCBI's taxonomy places the organism in Eukaryota, Metazoa, Arthropoda, Insecta, Lepidoptera, Pyralidae.
GUAAGUGUCAGUUUGGUUGAGAAUUCUGUCAAAGCUGCCAGCUGUUUACGUUUUGUAUAGUUAUUUUGCGAUCUAUUUUCUUAACUUUUAUUAUAUUAUUAUUUUUAUGGUGACGCUUUUACUCUGAGAUUUAGAAGAUGAACGUUAAUUGUGAUGUCUCGUUAUAUUUUAAUUAAACCAUGUCAGAUGUCAAGAGGUGAAUAGUCUGUGUUUGUGUUUUAGCGUGAGAGUGUUUUUAUAUUGUUUGGGAUUUGAAGCGAUAAACAUAUCGGGGGCAAACGGGCUUGCGGCUCACCUGGUGGUAAAGCAAAGUGGGAUGCGAAAGCGUUGGUCGCAGGAGACACGUGCGUACCAUUGAGGCUGUGUGCGUGACAGUGAGGUGGUGGCUGUGUUGGUGGUCGACCGAUGUGGUUGAGUGAGUGCUGACCGCUGAGAGUCAGUCGUUGUCAUGGUGGGGUCAUGGCGUGCGCUGGCGUUGCUGGCCGCGCUACAACUGGCGGGCGCCGUCCCGGAGUCGCUGUAUCACAAUCAGUUCGCCAUACACGUGCCCGGUGGCGCGGAGCACGUGGAUGACAUCGCGAGGAGGCACGGCUUCGUCAACCAUGGACAGAUCGGUUCAUUGAAGCAUUACUACUUGCUGUCACAUCAUGAAAUCAAGAAGCGAUCAACUGAGCCAAGUCACGAACAUCAUAGAAAAUUAAAUGACGAGCCUCAGGUCCGAUGGGUCCAGCAACAGCGAGAGCGGCGGAGGGUUAAGCGCGACUACAACCCGUACGAUGCCGGUUUGUUCUCAUUGUCAAGGAGACCAACUCAUAGGACUCACCAUCGAGCGCUGAGUUCACUACCCUUUUUCCCUGAUCCGCUAUUUAAGGAGGAAUGGUAUUUGAAUGGUGGCGCGAAGGAUGGUCUCGACAUGAACGUUGCUCCCGCGUGGCAGAAAGGUUACACUGGAAAAGGGGUAGUAGUCUCAAUCCUGGAUGAUGGUAUACAGACUAAUCAUCCAGACCUCGCGCAGAAUUAUGAUCCCAAUGCUUCAACCGAUAUAAAUGGCAACGAUGACGAUCCCAUGCCUCAAGAUAACGGUGAUAAUAAACAUGGUACCAGAUGUGCUGGUGAAGUGGCCGCAGUCGCAUACAAUCAGUAUUGUGGAGUGGGCAUUGCUUAUAAUGCCAGUAUAGGUGGUGUCAGAAUGUUGGAUGGAGUAGUAAACGAUGCUGUCGAAGCAAGGGCCUUGGGUCUCAACCCUGAUCAUAUAGAUAUUUACAGUGCUUCUUGGGGACCUGAAGAUGAUGGAAAAACAGUUGAUGGUCCAGGACCACUAGCUAGGAGAGCAUUCAUUUAUGGAGUAACAAGCGGGCGUAAUGGAAAGGGCUCCAUAUUUGUAUGGGCGUCAGGAAAUGGUGGUAGGCAUACGGACUCUUGCAAUUGUGAUGGUUAUACAAAUAGUAUAUUUACGCUCUCAAUUUCUAGUGCCACACAAGGUGGUUACAAGCCCUGGUAUUUAGAAGAAUGCUCUUCUACAUUAGCUACCACCUACAGUUCUGGUACCCCAGGCCACGAUAAAAGUGUUGCUACUGUCGAUAUGGAUGGACGACUUAGACCUGACCACAUUUGUACUGUAGAACAUACGGGUACUUCAGCGUCAGCACCUUUAGCAGCUGGUAUAUGUGCUCUAGCCCUAGAAGCUAAUCCAGAUCUAACCUGGAGAGAUAUGCAAUAUUUAGUAGUAUUAACAUCUCGCCCAUCACCGUUAGAAAAAGAAAAUGGGUGGAUUGUAAAUGGAGUCAAAAGAAAAGUUAGUCACAAAUUUGGGUACGGUUUGAUGGAUGCAGCUGAGAUGGUGAAUUUAGCUGAACAGUGGGUAUCUGUACCGCCUCAGCACAUAUGUAAAUCACAAGAGAAUAAUGAAGACAAGCCUAUAGAAUCUUCAUUUGGUUACACAUUAUCAGUGUCUAUGGAUGUAACUGGAUGUAGGGAUACAGUAAAUGAAGUUCGUUAUCUCGAACAUGUUCAAUGUAAAAUAUCCCUAAGGUUUUUCCCCCGCGGAAACUUACGUAUACUUCUAACUUCACCGAUGGGAACCGUCUCAACAUUGCUAUUUGAAAGACCCCGAGACGUUGUUAGCUCUAAUUUCGAUGAUUGGCCAUUUUUAAGCGUACAUUUCUGGGGUGAACACGCUGAAGGUAGAUGGACUUUACAAAUUGUAAAUGGCGGCAAUAGACAUGUGAAUCAGCCAGGUAUACUAAAGAAAUGGCAACUAAUAUUUUAUGGUACUUCAGUUGAUCCUAUAAGAUUGCGAUCUAAAACUAGGCCAUCGCCUGUGGCUCCUCCGUUUGCAUUCCCAACCGCUGCGGAUGCUUACGACGCUAUCGGGGACCCUUUUUACAAUAGUGACGCGUUUGCUAAUUACCAAAACUUUCCCUCUUUAUUUGCCGCUGGGUCAGAUCCCGAAAAAGCGGUAGCCCGUCUCGACGGACAUAACGUCCCUUCACCGCAUGGGGAGAAUGUCCUCGCUGAUAGUAAUGACAAGCGCGUCAUGCACGAAUGUGAUCCCGAAUGCGAUUCUCAAGGUUGUUAUGGAAAAGGACCGACCCAAUGUAUUGCCUGUAAACAUUAUCGAUUGGAUGAUGCUUGUGUCUCGCGAUGUCCACCAAGAAGUUUUGCGAACCAAGGAGGUAUAUGUUGGUCAUGUCACGAGACAUGUGAAACCUGUGUUGGCCCAGGACAAGAUUCCUGUUUAACAUGUGCUCCAGCACAUUUAUUAGUAGCGGAUUUAGCUGUAUGUCUUCAACAGUGUCCUGACGGAUAUUGGGAAGAUAGUGAAUCAUCAGUGUGCCGACCCUGCGCUGCACAUUGUGCAACUUGUUCAGAGCGAGCGGAUGCUUGUACUUCUUGCGAGCAUCAUUUAGUACUUCAUGAUGGAACUUGUGUGGCUUCGUGCCCACCUUCAUAUUACGAGACAGAGGACUAUACAUGUGCUAAAUGUCAUUCAUCGUGUGUUACUUGCGAAGGACCUGGAGAAGCUCAAUGCGUGACAUGUCAUCCAUCAAGCUAUGCAUUGGAGGGGCGCUGUGUAACAUCUUGUCCCAGCGGGUACUAUGCUGACAAGAAAAGAAAGGAAUGUAUGAAAUGUCCAGUUGGUUGUACCACAUGUACAAGUGCGUUCUGUCUUACCUGUGAUAUUAAUUGGGAGUUAAAUAAAAAAAAUAAGUGUGUACCUGUGGGAUCGGAGCGAUGCAUUGCUGGAGAGUUUACUGAUGGACAAAGAUGCCAUCCCUGUCACUCAGCCUGCGAAACAUGUUUCGGCGAAGACGAGUCCCAUUGUUUGACUUGUCCAUCUCCUGAUUUACUUCAGGAUUAUAAGUGUGUGUCAGAAUGUACUCGUGGUUACUACCCAGAAGCAGGCAAAUGCGUAGGCUGUGUGCACGGGUGUGCAGACUGCGUAUCCCGUCUCAACUGUACUGCUUGCGCGGGUUCUUUACGACUGCAGUCUGGGGCCUGUAGGACCUCUUGCGCUGAUGGGUUUUAUGCGGACCGUGGCAUGUGUUCCAAGUGCUAUCUGUCAUGUCGUACGUGUAUGGGUCCACGUAGGGACCAGUGCGCCUCGUGCCCACAAGGAUGGAGACUUGCCGCCGGAGAGUGCCAUCCUGAGUGUCCACAAGGUUUCUACCAAACCGUCGGCGGUUGUCGGCACUGUCACCAUUACUGUCGUGAAUGCGACGGAUCAGGCCCACUCCAUUGCAAGUCCUGUCCGCCGCGAUUCAUGCUUGACGGUGGACUGUGUAUGGAGUGCCUCGGCUCACAGUAUUACGAUAGUAGCAGUGGGACCUGUAAAUCAUGCGACUCGACGUGUCGAACAUGCUCGGGCCCUGGUCAAUUCAGUUGCGCAGGAUGUUCGAGACCGCUAAGGCUAGACAGACUAAACAAUCAAUGCGUGCCGUGUUGUUCGGGCGGCGCGUCGACCAACACUUCGGCCGGGCCCGACUGUUGCCACUGUCAUCCUGAUACCGGCGAAUGCAUAAACUCGUCGGUGGCUGGUAAGAGGCGUAUUGCGGAGUGGUCCGCCCUGCACACCGCGCCGAGCACGCGCGCCGCACCCAGCGUCGCUGCCGUCACGCUCACUGUGUGCGCGGUCGCCGCGGGGCUGUUCCUCUCUGUAUUGGUAGUUUUACAGAUGCGUAGCGCACGGGAACCGCGACCGCGUUCGCGAAGCGCUCGCGACAUCCUGUAUUCCCCGCUCGCGUGCACCGACGACGGCGAGGUCGCUGUACUGAACGCUCGCACCACUUUCCCCGUAUGCGAGCACACCGAGCAAGCGGCCGAACACGAACACGAAAAGGAACCACUUCUGGAACAUUCUAUAUAGCGCGCACUGUGAUCGUAGACGUAAGUGUACGUACCUUUAACGUGUGCCACGGUGUAAUUAAUGCCGUUUGUGAUUUUAACACGUUACAUAAGUUUAAUUAGUGAUACGCGGUCACAACAAAUUAUUGAAUUACUGAUCGGAGUCUCGAUAAAGGAUAACUGUUACUUCCAUUGUAAAGUGACUGUAAAGUUGUGCU